Molecule: messenger RNA, 3622 nt
Organism: Rhinichthys klamathensis goyatoka
Lineage: Eukaryota; Metazoa; Chordata; Actinopteri; Cypriniformes; Leuciscidae
Product: NACHT, LRR and PYD domains-containing protein 12-like
Exons: 13
Coding region: 31-3603 (1190 amino acids)
Molecular function (GO): protein binding
Source: RefSeq, a predicted model, not a curated record
ACAGAGUAAGGUGGGCUGAAAAACGGCACCAUGAGUGAGUCUAAUGAAAUCAAAGAUAAUGUUGCAACCAGCCAUGAGGACAAAGAUGACGCCAGCUUCUCUCCUACUGAACCUCACAUGUCCAAAGAGUCCGAAAGUGUUGAGGUUCAUCAGCAGAAGAGAGUUGCAUCUCCAGUGCUUAGCUGUGUUUCUAUGAAGAGUGAUGCGUCAAUGGAUCCUCCAAUUAAAUUCCAGCAGGAAGAUCCAUGUCUCCCAGCAGAUUGGCUUGGUUCUUCCGCCAACACCCAUGUGUCCGUUCAGAGUAACUGGUCAAUGGAUCCACCAACUAAUCUCCAUAUGGCUGAUUCUGUCUUAGAGCAGCCAGUAGAAUUGCACACUCAGUCAUCCCAAAAGACACAAAUGGCUGCUAUUUUGAGGCAACUUCAACGCAAUGUGAUCACUUUUGUAAAGAAGGAGCUCAGAAAAAUCAACAGCGUUUUGGACUCUGAUCUCACAGAGUGUACAGAGAGUCAACCAGAAGGAGAAGAAGAUGGUCUUGAAGCCAAAGAAGCAGCAGUCAAAAUCACAUUGCACAUAUUGAAGUGUAUGAAGGAGCAAAGCCUAUUUGACAAGCUACUUCAAUUUCAUCAAAUUGAUGCAUGUCAGCAAAAGCUUAAAUCCAGUUUGAAGAACAGGAGCCAAUGUGUAUUUGAAGGGAUUGCUAAGCAAGGAAAUCCAUCCCUACUCAAGAAGAUCUACACAGAGCUCUACAUCACAGAAGGAGGGAGUGGAGAGGUCAACAAUGAGCAUGAGGUGAGGCAGAUUGAGACAACAUCCUGGAAACCAGAGACACAGGAAUCACAGAUCAAAUGUAAUGACAUCUUUAAAGUCCUACCUGGGCAAAACAAACCCCUCAGAACUGUGUUGACUAAAGGAGUUGCUGGAAUCGGGAAAACAGUCUCUGUGCAGAAGUUUGUUCUGGACUGGGCGGAAGGAAAAGCCAAUCAGGAUGUUCAUUUCGUGUUCCCAUUGCUUUUUCGGGAGCUUAAUUUGAUUGGCAAAGAGGAGUACACUUUGGAGAAACUUGUUAAUUGGUUCUUCAGAGAAAUUGAGGGAUUCAAACUUUCAAACUUUGAGAAAUACAAAGUCAUAUUCAUCUUUGAUGGUUUGGAUGAGUGUCGACUACCUCUUGAUUUUAGGGACAACAUACGGUGCUCUGAUAUAACUGAAACAGCCUCAGUGGACGUGCUGCUGACCAACCUCAUCAAGGGGAAUCUGCUUCCUUCUGCUCUCAUCUGGAUCACCUCUCGACCGGCAGCAACCAGUCAGAUCCCUCCCGAGUGUGUCGACCAGAUCACAGAAGUACGUGGGUUCAAUGACCCUCAGAAGGCAGAGUAUUUCAUGAAAAGAAUACCUGAUCAGAGUCUGGCCAACCAAAUCCUCACACACAUCAAAUCAUCUAGAAGUCUGUACAUUAUGUGUCACAUCCCAGUGUUCUGCUGGAUUUCAGCCACUGUUCUAGAGAGAAUGUUGGGUGCCAAAGAGAGUUGCCACAUCCCCAAGUCUCUAACUGAAAUGUACACACACUUCCUGAUUUUCCAGACAAUACAGAUGCAGGAUAAGUACAGGGAACUACAUCACUCGGAUCCACACUUGACUAGAGACAACAUUCUGUCACUUGGAAAACUGGCCUUCCAGCAAUUGAGGAAAGGUUUUGUGAUCUUCUAUGAAGAAGACCUGACAGAGUGUGGCAUUGAUGUCAAGGAUGCAUCACUAUACUCAGGACUGUGCACGCAGGUCUUCAGAGAGGAGUUUGGCUUAUUCCAAAGGAAAGUCUUUUGUUUUGUGCAUCUGAGUUUUCAAGAGUAUCUUGCAGCUUUGUUUGUUCACCUUCACUGGUUUACAACUCAAAAGACCAGCAGCGAUGAAUUCAAUAUACCAAUUCAAGACACAGACUUCGGAAAGCUCUGCAUGGAUUCAUCUCUGUUUGACCUACACAAGAGUGCUGUAAAUCAGGCUUUAGAGUCGAGGAAUGGGCACUUUGACCUUUUCCUCCGCUUCCUCCUCGGCCUUUCACAGGAGCGCAAUGAGACCUUGUUUCAACACCUUUCAGUACAAAUUGGACACAUUGCACACAGCAGUGAGGACACAGUCACGUACAUAAAGGAUAAGCUUGGGACAGGUCUUAGCUCAGAGAGGUCCAUCAAUCUAUUCCACUGCCUCAAUGAACUGAACGACCAUUCUCUUGUCAAGGAAAUCCAAACCUUCCUUCACUCUGGAAGACUUUCAAUGGAGGUACUUUCAAAUGCACAGUGGUCGGCUCUGGUCUUUGUGCUGCUCACCAGUGACGAGGGACUGGAGAUUUUUGACUUGAGAAAAUUCUUCAAAUCAGAUGAUUGUCUUUUCAAGCUUCAUCCCGUUGUCAAAGUCAGCCGGACUGCCAUAUUGUCCUCGUGUAAACUGACGAAGAAAAGCUGUCCAGCUCUGGCUUCUGUUCUUGAGUCCAAUCCCAAUGUUCUGAGAGAACUGGACCUGAGUUUCAAUGAGCUUGAAGACAGAGGGGUGAAAAGUCUCUGCUCUGGGCUGAGGAGUCCACAUUGCAAACUAGAGACACUAAAAUUGGAGUUUUGUGGACUCAGAAGAGACAGCUGUUCAGCCCUUGUUUCUGCUCUUAGGUCAAACCCAUCACAUCUUAAGGAGCUGGAUCUGAGCUACAAUAACAUUGGAAAUGAGGCCGCAACCUGGCUUGUGGGUUUAUUGCCUGACUGUGGGCUGGAGACUCUCAGUCUUACAAGCUGUGGGAUCACAAAGGAGGCCUGUGCUUUCCUCACAUCUGCUCUGAGUUCAAAACCAUGCCAACUUAAGAAACUGGAUCUGAGUGAUAACAAACUUUGGGACUUGGGAGUUGGGCUGUUUUCUGGUUUACUUGCAAACCCGAACUGUAACCUCGAAGAGUUGAGAUUAGAGAGAUGCAAUUUUACAUUUAGAAGUUGUGGAUUCGGUAUGGAGCACUCUCGUCUCACAGCUCUAGAUCUUUCUGACAAUGACGUGCAGGAUUCUGGGAUGAAGAAACUCGCGAACUCACUGAAGAAUCCAUCCUGUAAACUUCAGAAAUUAAGGCUGUCGUGUUGCAGACUGACCGAUAAGGGUUUCUCAUCUCUGGCUUCAGCUCUGAGAUCAAACCCCUUCAGCCUGAAAGAGCUGGAUUUGAGCAAAAAUUUCCCUGGAUGCUCUGGAAUAAUGCAGCUUUUUACAGUCCUUGGAGAAAAGAUCUGUGCUCUCGAAAAGAUCUGCCUGGACUCUUGUAAACUCACUCCAGAUAUGUGUGGGCUAGUGGCUAAAGGUCUAAGCCAAAACUUCAGCCUGAAAGAGUUGGACAUGAGCAACAACAGUCUUGAAGAUGAAGGCGUUCGGUUGCUCUGUCUCGGACUACAGGAAGGCAGUUGUGCAUUGAAGAUUUUAAAGUUAUCCAACUGUGCUCUCGGUGACAGCAGCUGUCAAUACCUGGCAUCAGUUCUCAGUUGUCAGUCCGUAUCUGUUGAACUGGACCUUAGCAGAAACAGCAUCAGCCAGGAGAUGGAGCAGUUUCUGAGUUCUAUAUCAAACAUCAAUCUUUUAUUCUAGUGUCGAUGCAAGUGUAGUU